Messenger RNA from Cokeromyces recurvatus, 1218 nucleotides. RefSeq lists its product as uncharacterized. Gene Ontology annotation, biological process: regulation of transcription by RNA polymerase II. Gene Ontology annotation, molecular function: DNA-binding transcription factor activity, RNA polymerase II-specific; RNA polymerase II cis-regulatory region sequence-specific DNA binding. Lineage: Eukaryota; Fungi; Mucoromycota; Mucoromycetes; Mucorales; Mucoraceae. The transcript has 4 exons. The coding region runs from base 1 to 1218 and encodes 405 amino acids. The record is from RefSeq and is a predicted model, not a curated record.
AUGGAUUUUACUUUUCCAAAUAAAAUAAAAACAUUCCAACCGUUAAUAAUUUUUCAUAAUAAUAAUGAAGUAACGGACGUUGAUUGCCAACAUAGAAGCUCACUUAUAAAACAACAUCAAAUAAAGACAAAAGAAAUGUUACAAUAUAAUGCGCAGCUUUGGGGAAAUAAAGGAAAAGCAGCCUCUAGAUCAGUAAUGGACCCAUUAAUGGGACAGCAUUAUGAUAUCAGUGAUCAACAGACAGGAUUAAAGUUUGAAUAUACUGAUGAUGAAUAUGUAGAAUACUUCGAUAACAAAGUUCUAACAGAAAAUGAAAUACUGUCAAAUGUAGCUACCGAAAUCACUCCAGAUGCAGCUAAAAAUUCAGCUAAACUAAAGAUGCAUCCUUCUAUAUCAUUACCAUUAUACACGAACAAGAAUAGCAAAGAUCCAUUAACAGUGUUAUCUACUACUAAUUUUACUUCAGCAAAACAUAAAAGAUUAUCUGUCGAUUAUAAUAAACAGUAUAAUAACACUUCUUUCAUUCUAAAUUUUGAUGAAGAGGAUGAAGAGGAACAAAAUCCAUUAACAUUAUCUAAUACAGUUCAUCAUGAUGAGCCUCAAUUUCGUUACACUUAUAAACCAUAUAACGGUAAAAAGAAACGAAGAGGAAAUAUCCCCAAGGUAGUAACUGAGUUUCUAAAAAGCUGGCUUAUUGUUCAUAAGGAACAUCCUUAUCCAACUGAAUUAGAAAAACAAAUAUUAGCCGAUGAAACAAACUUAUCCGUAAAUCAAAUCAGUAACUGGUUUAUUAACGCUCGUCGACGAAUUUUACAGCCUCUAUUAGAAUCAGAGAAUCAGCAGCAACAGCAGCAACAGCAGCAACAGCAGUCAACGGAAGAAUGCAACUAUAAUACAUCAAUUUUCAAUCCAAUGAAUCAACAAAGGCCAAUAGACGAUCCAAUAGAUAUUACAAAUCAACGAUUUACUUAUAACCGUCAGGAUAAUGACUCGAAUCAUCAAAACCAAUACUCCACUCCUCACGAGUUAAAUUAUAAUAAUAUGAUGAAUAACAAAACUCCUUUAAUGUAUACAACUGAUAUGAGUCUACUUCAUCAUUCUCAAGAUACUACAGAUUCUAAAUACUGUGUACCAUUACCAUGGGAAUCUUUACCACCCAUUCAUAUUCCCAAGAAAAAAAAAUUGAAGUAUUUCGAAUUUAAUGAUAACGUAGUAUAG